Molecule: messenger RNA, 216 nt
Organism: Funneliformis geosporum
Lineage: Eukaryota; Fungi; Glomeromycota; Glomeromycetes; Glomerales; Glomeraceae
Source: the annotation of a GenBank genome assembly
AUGGCCACAAUGAAUCCAUCAGAAGAAGAUUCAAACCGAGCACGUGUAGUAGCACUGGUCGUAAAAGAAGCUUGUAGAAUUAUGAGCUUAGAAGGUCAAAAUGAUUCCUGGGAAUCUGCUCGUCAGAUGAUUAUAAAAAACCAAUUACUUACUGAAGCAGAAAAGAAUUCGGUGCUUGAUUUGUUCCAUGCACAAGCUGUAAUUAUAUCAUUUUAA